AUGCAGGUAGAUGAAGAGGAGGUAGAUGAAGAGGAGGUUGAUGAAGAGGAGGUAGAUGAAGAGGAGGUUGAUGAAGAGGAGGUAGAUGAAGAGGAGGUAGAUGAAGAGGAUGUAGAUGAAGAGGAUGUAGAUGAAGAGGAGGUUGAUGAAGAGGAGGUAGAUGAAGAGGAGGUAGAUGAAGAGGAGGUAGAUGAAGAGGAUGUAGAUGAAGAGGAGGUUGAUGAAGAGGAGGUAGAUGAAGAGGAGGUUGAUGAAGAGGAGGUAGAUAAAAAGGAGGUUGAUGAAGAGGAGGUAGAUGAAGAGGAGGUAGAUGAAGAGGAGGUAGAUGAAGAGGAGGUUGAUGUUAAUGGUGAUGCUCAAGGCAGCAAUGAUGCCCGGGACGACGGAGAGUAA
Molecule: messenger RNA, 393 nt
Organism: Haliotis rufescens (red abalone)
Lineage: Eukaryota; Metazoa; Mollusca; Gastropoda; Lepetellida; Haliotidae
Product: glutamic acid-rich protein-like
Exons: 1
Coding region: 1-393 (130 amino acids)
Source: RefSeq, a predicted model, not a curated record